UGUGCGUGGAAUUGGAAAGGCAAUCGCAUUCACUCGUCAGUAGUAGAAUUUAUAUUUAAUUACAGGCAUCAAAAUCAGCAAAAUAUUAGACGUACACCCACCCACCAACCGAAAACCGUAACCCUUCAAUCUCUCUCCGACAAGGAGAAAAAGAGAAAUUCUAGAGAGAGAGAAAGCAAGCAGCUCAUCAGACGGUCUUUUUUCAACAAAUAGAACCGACAUGUGACAAUGGUGGUUUAAAGGGUUUUUGUGAAUUGAGCUACUCCUUGGAGCUUCUCAAUGGAAAUGCCUGGUAGACGAUCGAAUAAUUACACUCUGCUCAGUCAGACUCCCGACGACCACCACCACCAGCACCCGCCGAAGUUCUCCGCCUUGUUCGGCGGUGCACCCUCUUACUACGAGUCUCUACCAGGCGACAAGAACAAAAUUAAGAACGAUAGAGGUUUUGAUUGUGACCUAUCUGAUAAUCGGAUGAUUCAUCAGCCGAGUCGAAUUGGGGCGGGACCGUUUCCGGUGUCGAUCGGGCUGCAGACGCAGUCCAGCGGGAGUAGUUUCGGUGAAAGCUCGCUUUCGGGGGACUACUACGUUCCGUCGCUGUCUAUGGCGGCCAGCGAUGCGGAUACGUUCGGUCAGUUCCGUGAUGAUGUAUUCAGGAUUGGUGGUGGUGGCGGCGGCGGCUCAUCAUCAUCGAAGAGUUGGGCGCAGCAGACGGAAGAGAGUUACCAAUUGCAGCUGGCUUUGGCACUUCGGCUUUCGUCCGAAGCUACCAGUGCUGAUGAUCCCAAUUUUCUGGAUCCGGUAUCGGAUGAUUUGGCGUUAAGAUCAUCAACGUUGUCUGGUUCAGCACAGGUUAUGUCACAUCGAUUUUGGGUGAAUGGCUGCUUAUCAUACUUUGACAAAGUUCCUGAUGGGUUUUACUUGAUUCAUGGGAUCGAUCCAUAUGUAUGGACCGUAUGCACCGAUAAACAAGAGAAUGGCCGUAUUCCAUCAAUUGAAUCACUGAAGGCUAUUGAUCCUAUCAUCAAUUCUUUGAUCGAGGUAAUUUUGAUUGAUCAGUAUAGUGAUCCUAGCUUGAAGAAACUACAAAACAGGAUACAUAGCCUAUCCUAUAGUUGCAUUACCACAAAAGAGGUUGUUGACCAGCUUGCAAAGCUUGUCUGCAAUCGUAUGGGGGGUUCAGCUUCCACCGGAGAAGGCAACCUUGUUUCCUUAUGGAAGGAGUGCAGUGAAGACCUUAAGGAUUGUUUGGGGUCUGUUGUGCUUCCAAUUGGUAACCUGUCUGUUGGCCUCUGCAGACAUCGUGCUUUGCUAUUCAAAGUGCUAGCUGACACAAUUGAUUUACCAUGUCGAAUUGCCAAGGGUUGCAAACAUUGUACAAGAGAUGAUGCUUCUUCUUGUCUUGUUCGUUUUAGUCUUGACAGGGAGUAUCUAGUUGAUUUGAUUUCGAAGCCAGGCUGCUUAUGCAAGCCCGAUUCUUUGCUUAAUGGUCCAUCUUCUAUCUCAAUUUCUUCACCAUUGCGCUUCCCGUGCUGCAGACAAGUUGAACCUGUGAUUGACUGCAGGUCACUGACCAAAUAUCAUUUCUCAGACUUUCAAGCACUUGAUAUUGUAUUUGAUGAGUCUUCAACAGGUGAUGCUGGAGACUCCAUCUAUCCUAAGCAAUCUGAUAGGAAGUGCAUGCCUAGUUCGAGCAACAACAAUGAAAGUUCUCAAUUACCCCUGCCAUCAAGAGUUGCCUGGCCAAUUACUCGUGAUAGAGAUCCACAGCGGUUCGAAUCAUUUGCAGAUUCGAGGUUUAUGGAAGGAGGUCAACUAAAUCCAAGUAAACCAAGUAAAGAACUUACACUUGAUGUGGGAGAUUUGGACAUUCCAUGGAGUGAUCUUGUUCUAAAGGAGAGCAUUGGAACAGGUUCUUUUGGCCGUGUCUAUCGUGCUGAUUGGAAUGGCUCGGAUGUUGCCGUGAAGAUUCUUAUGGAACAAGAAUUUCAUGCAGACCGAGUUAAGGAAUUUUUGAGGGAAGUUGCAAUUAUGAAAGGCCUGAGGCAUCAAAAUAUAGUUCUUUUUAUGGGUGCUGUUACUCAGCCCCCAAACUUGUCCAUAGUCACAGAAUAUUUACCAAGAGGUAGUUUAUAUAGACUUCUACAUAAACCUGGUGCAAGAAAAGUGUUGGACGAGAAGCGUCGUUUGUGCAUGGCUUAUGAUGUGGCAAUGGGAAUGAAUUAUCUUCACAAACGCAAUCCUGCCGUUGUUCAUAGAGAUCUGAAAUCACCAAAUCUUCUAAUUGACAAAAAUUAUACAGUGAAGGUCUGUGAUUUUGGUCUUUCCCGUUUAAAAGCAAACACAUUUCUUUCAUCAAAGUCAGCAGCAGGAACUCCCGAGUGGAUGGCUCCGGAGGUUCUUCGUGAUGAACCAUCAGAUGAAAAGUCGGACGUGUACAGCUUUGGCGUGAUUUUGUGGGAACUUGCAACAUUGCAGCCUCCCUGGAUUAAUUUAAAUGCAUCACAGGUUGUAGCAGCUGUUGGUUUUUGGGGAAAAAGGCUUGAGAUUCCAAAUGGAUUAAAUCCUCAAGUAGCCACCAUUAUCGAGGCUUGCUGGGACAACGAGCCCCGGAGACGUCCUUCUUUUUCCAGUAUCAUGGAAUCCUUAAAGCCAUUAAUUAAACCUUCCACCGCUCAACCUGUUCGUUCAGACAUGCAAUUACUCACAUGAAGGAUUAUAUUGGCUAUUGAGAACUUCUGCGACCCAACAAGCUAACACUGCUCUUAUUGGAGAUCAAUUACGCAUUUCCAUCUGCAUUUUCCCGUGAAAUAUAUGCACCAGGUAACUUUAUCAAGUACUAGGAUGGAGAAUUUGAGCGAUCUGCUCAUAAUUUUGUAUAUGCAUUGUUGUAAUUGAAGCCAGCUUUACACGAAUCAACCUUGUCAUGCCAUUUGAGUGUGUGUCCCCCGUUGUUGCAUUGUAUCACUCAUAUGAAAAAUGUAGUUGGUACACAGGUCACAAAAUCUCUCACAGAAAUGGAAAUGUGUUUAGCAUUUGCAUUAAGAUGUAAGAAUAAUUUUGUAUUCCUAGUGUUCAUGUCUGUUUAUCUAUUUAUUAUUAUUAUUAUUAUU
This is a messenger RNA of Cornus florida, 3110 nucleotides long. Its product is annotated as serine/threonine-protein kinase CTR1. The transcript is spliced from 17 exons. The record is from RefSeq and is a predicted model, not a curated record. Bases 280 to 2709 code for a protein of 809 amino acids. Gene Ontology annotation, molecular function: protein kinase activity; ATP binding. Gene Ontology annotation, biological process: protein phosphorylation. NCBI's taxonomy places the organism in Eukaryota, Viridiplantae, Streptophyta, Magnoliopsida, Cornales, Cornaceae.